Molecule: messenger RNA, 891 nt
Organism: Bombina bombina (fire-bellied toad)
Lineage: Eukaryota; Metazoa; Chordata; Amphibia; Anura; Bombinatoridae
Gene: HOXD1
Product: homeobox D1
Exons: 2
Coding region: 1-891 (296 amino acids)
Biological process (GO): regulation of transcription by RNA polymerase II
Cellular component (GO): nucleus
Molecular function (GO): DNA-binding transcription factor activity, RNA polymerase II-specific; RNA polymerase II cis-regulatory region sequence-specific DNA binding
Source: RefSeq, a predicted model, not a curated record
AUGAAUACUUACCUAGAAUACACUUCUUGCGGGGAUGUUGUUGCAUUCUCACCGAAGUUUUGCCGUGGUGACCAGAGAAGUGUAUCCCUGCAGACCUUCACUGGGAGUGGAGCAGAUAAUCCUUAUGUGGGAAAUUUGCCAAUUGGUGUCCAUGCGUCUUCUGCUCAUCACUCUCCAGCACUUUAUGCCCCAUGCAGCCUGGACCUAUCUUAUGAACCAAGUCCACCUGCUGAAUACAAUUUCCUACCUGCUGGCUCAGAUUAUGACUUCUCUUUUGGAUCUAGUAACAACCCAGUGGAUGGGAGCGGGGAACAAGUCCAGUACGCGACCCCUUCUUUCCCAGGGACCAGCUCAUUCAUCCUUAAUGGACAAAUGACCUACAAGACAUAUGGGGAAGACAUCCGAAUGGCACAUCGUAAUGAACCAAUAGAUGUCUUUCCUGGAAAUUACCAGAAUUUUUCUCCAUCAUCUGGCACUUAUCCAAAGCCCAACUCCCCACCAGCUGAGACUCAAACAGCAAUGAACACAUUUGAUUGGAUGAAAGUGAAAAGAAAUGCUCCUAAGAAAAAUAUGCCGUCUGAAUAUGGAACAGCUUAUUCAUCCAAUACAAUGAGAACCAAUUUUACAACUAAACAACUUACAGAACUGGAAAAGGAGUUUCAUUUUAACAAAUACCUAACAAGAGCUAGGCGCAUAGAAAUUGCAAACUCUCUUCAACUUAAUGAUACUCAGGUGAAGAUUUGGUUCCAAAACAGAAGGAUGAAACAAAAGAAAAGAGAAAGAGAAGGAAGUUUACCCAGUUCCCCACCCUCAAGAUCUGCUUUAUCAAUGGGAUCUCAAAGCAUAAAAUCUGGAAAGAUAUCUGAGUCUGACUCUCAUUCAAGUGACUAG